This is a messenger RNA of Dimorphilus gyrociliatus, 1431 nucleotides long. The record is from the annotation of a GenBank genome assembly. NCBI's taxonomy places the organism in Eukaryota, Metazoa, Annelida, Polychaeta, Dinophilidae.
ACAAUGAUUUUCGACCUUGAGUAGAAGGCGAAUGGGCGUUUAAAAAUUUGUAAUAAGAAUUUUAAGGUCUUUUAAUUGGUAUUUCUUGAAUGAUCAAAGAAAAUUUGGGCUAUAUUUGAAAUUUUAGCAAAUAUCUGUAAAUGUAUGCUCCUGGUCGUAUUUGACAAGAGUGGUAAAAUCCCUAUGAAUAAUAAGUUAGCGAAACAGUUAGCUCCUCAAUUCUUCCUGUAGUAGUAUUUGGAAGCCGGUACAGGUGAGUGCAGUCGAUCACUCUUUUUUUUUAAAUUAACUUUAAAUCAAGUUUAACUUUUUUUUUUCUGUAAUUAAGAGGUCAAUUAGGCCUUUACUAAAACCUUUAUAUACGCCAAAUAGCUAAUAUUAUAGAAAUUAAUUAUAUUAAUAAACCAAACUAAAUACUAUGAAACAUGAUUAAGCCAAUACCUACAAUAAGACAACCGAUAGCCAAGCUACUACGCCUUUGUUUGUAAUAAAUGACAAACAAAUAAGGUACUCAUACUAAAUAAUAAACAAUAUUGAACGUUCAAUAUCAUUCUAACAUUAACGGCUUUAUGCCAGAUAAGAAACUAUUUUUAAUGCAGAUAUAUUGGCCUUAUAGAAAUUUUAUUAAAAUCUUUAUAAAGAUAGAUACUGAGUAAUUCAUUUUUAAAUAUUUUUCAACAAUUAACAGCAAUUUAAAACGUUUAACAUGAAAUCGUCGAUUGGAACAUUUAUUCUACUAAUAAUAUAUGCCGAAGCCUGUUUUUAUCAACGUAUUGUAAGGAAACAGAGCGCACCCCGUCAUUUUGUGGCAAAAAUUGAUAGCAGAAGAUCAACGUUCAAAUACAAUAUUUCCAUAACAUCACCUACAACUAUACAACCUUUGACUAAUGUUUCUACGGAAUCAUCUCUAAUACACCAAAUAAGAAAUUGUACACCAAAUGAAGAAAUUCAACAAAAUUGCAGAAGAGGUGUACCUUGUGAAGUUUCAUACAUUUCAAAUGGAACCCACGAAGUUGGGAAUAUAUAUUGCCGUUGUCCGGCAGGAUAUUCGGGUCCUCGUUGUCAUUUACCCGGAGCCUAUACAGCUUUAUCUAACGUUGGAACAGGAUUAAUUGCUUUUGCAGUAUCAGCAGUUGUUAUUACAAUUUUUGUCGGUAUUCUAUUUGUUUUUCUAUAUAAAAAAAAGAAAGCAAAAUCUGAAGGUAGAUAUUGUUGUGCAGCCAAUAGACCAGAAGCCCAACACCUAAAUCGAGAAGUUGCUCUUGGCAGUCUAGAAUCUUCACAUUUAAAUGGAAAACCGGAAGUAUCUUGAAGAAUAUAAAUAAUUUAGUAACGUUUAUUUUUUUUCUUUUUAGUAAAAAAUUGUUUUAGUUAUUUUAAGUGUUUGCUAUUUUUUUAAAAUAUAUAUAUAUAUAUAAGUUUUAUCUGAAA